Coffea eugenioides is the source of this 987-nucleotide messenger RNA. RefSeq lists its product as uncharacterized. Bases 113 to 865 code for a protein of 250 amino acids. The transcript has a single exon. NCBI's taxonomy places the organism in Eukaryota, Viridiplantae, Streptophyta, Magnoliopsida, Gentianales, Rubiaceae. The record is from RefSeq and is a predicted model, not a curated record.
ACCAAAGCCGAACAGAUCGACUCCCCUGAUCAUCGAACAAGUACUCGUUUCAUUGCAGAAGCGCAUACAGUCCAGGUCAAGUGUAUUUUCCAUACCAAACAAAGAGAGGAAGAUGGAUCAAAAUGAACUCUCUGACAUUGGAAUCUCAAGUCAAUCCAACAGAUACUAUCUUUUCAUCAAGAAAACAUUCAAGUUUUUAGUUCCCGUCUCUCUUGUAUCUUUCCUCCUCUCCUAUGUCACGGGUUUUUCUUUCUUCUUCGCCUACAAUUUCCACUUCUCAGCUUUAGUUUUUCCACUCUUCGCUCGUGCCCUUGAGAGGAAGUACAUGUUCCUCAUUUGCAAUGGCAUCCUUGCAUUUCUUGGCAAGACGUUCAAAUUUUACUCCUCUUCUCUUUCCGUGCCAGACUUUAAUGAUCAUGACGAGUCCACGAGGAGUACUACUGAAGCUAGAGAAGAAAAGCCGGUGUCUGAAUCAACUCUAUUUGCAGGACAAGAGGAUGAGAUCCAUGCUUGUCCUGAUAAAACUGAAGUUAAUGCAGCAGAAGAAAAACUGAAGCUACAAGAGAACGGAAAUGAACAUGUACGUGUAUCUUUUACCUCAGAGAUUGAUCAAGGCACGCAGGCUGGAGGCUUAAUGAUUGACAAUGAAGAUCUAGACCUGAUUGAAGAAGAAGAGGAAGAAGUACCGCUAGACGAAGAGGACAUGGAAGAAGGCGGAGGUCUGCUUUGUGCAUCAGCAUCUGAAGAAGAAGUUGGAGUAAAUAUUAACACCGAGGAAUUAAAUCGGAAGUUUGAAGAGUUUAUAAGGAAGAUGAAGGAAGAAAUCAGGAUCCAAGCUCAACAACCACAACUUGUAACUGUGUAGCUCACUAAGAAAGUAAAAAAAAAAAAAACUUCAUGCUGUUCCUUAGUUCAAGUUGUUAGCUUGUCUUUAUCUUAUUAUGAAGAAGCUCACUUCCUUCAAUUCUUGCCAAGUAGUAUUUCUUC